Messenger RNA from Engraulis encrasicolus (European anchovy), 1293 nucleotides. It is a transcript of the gene rnf34b, whose product is annotated as ring finger protein 34b. The record is from RefSeq and is a predicted model, not a curated record. The coding region runs from base 16 to 1293 and encodes 425 amino acids. Gene Ontology annotation, cellular component: cytoplasm; plasma membrane. The transcript has 8 exons. Lineage: Eukaryota; Metazoa; Chordata; Actinopteri; Clupeiformes; Engraulidae. Gene Ontology annotation, molecular function: ubiquitin protein ligase activity. Gene Ontology annotation, biological process: proteasome-mediated ubiquitin-dependent protein catabolic process; negative regulation of extrinsic apoptotic signaling pathway via death domain receptors; protein K48-linked ubiquitination.
GCGGGCGCCUCCUCCAUGUGGGCCUCGUGCUGCGGACUCCUGAACGAGGUGAUAGGGGGCACAGGGACCAUGCGGCCGCCUGGAGCUCAGCCCGGCUUCCCCCCCGGCGCGCGGCCCUUCCGAUUCGCUCCCAGCGCCGGCUACUCCACCUACCCGCCCACAGCCACGCCCCCCGCCUCCAGCAUCCCCGCCCCCAACAGCACUAACAGCACCGGAACCGGUGCCAACGGCGCCCCUGCUGGGCCAUCGUGUAAAGCAUGCGGACAGGCCUUCUCUGUCUUCAGGAGGAAGCACGUGUGCUGCGACUGCCGCAGGAGUUUCUGCGCGCUGUGCUCGGUGCUGCACGGGAGCCUGCGGCGCUGCGCCACCUGCCACCUGCUCUGGUCCACGGCCUUCCAGCGGCCGCUGCUGAUGCGGCUGCGGGUGCGAGACCUGCGCCAGUACCUGUCGCUCCGCAACAUCCCUACAGACACCUGCAGGGAGAAGCAGGACCUGGUGGACCUGGUGCUGUGCUCCGUCACACUGGGGCCGCGGCCGCGCAUCGGGGAGGAGGAGGAGGAGGACGAGGACGAGGAGGAGGAGAGGCAAGAGGAGGAAGAGGAUGGAGACGGGAGCAGGGUGCUCCUCACCCCUCCUCAGGACUCCUCCUCCACGGCGUCUUCGUCGGCGUCGCACCACUCGGCUCUGUCCAUCAACGCCGUGACCACCAGCUCUCAGGACGACACCACACUCAGCCCCAGCGACAGCUCUGGCACCAGUAGUACACAGGAACAAACAGACGCAGCAUCCCUUUCAAUACUCAACAUAGAGGACAGCACCAGCACUGAGGCCAGUCCGGGUAGCCAGCGGCGUGCGCGGGCCUCGCUGUCGGACAUCGGCCAGGAGGAGGCGAUAGAGGGGCUGACGGUGCGGCAGCUGAAGGAGAUCCUGGCACGCAACUUCGUCAGCUACUCCGGCUGCUGCGAGAAGUGGGAACUGGUGGAGCGCGUACACCGCCUGUACAGGGACAACCAGCAGAACAGGAGAUCUAUGGAGAAUGUCAGCAGUGAUUUUACAGCAGUAACGACGUACCCUCCUCCCGUCUGCCUAGGAGAACUCGGAGAUGGCGUGAUGAGGCCGCAGUUGAGCGCGGUGGAUGAGAACCUGUGUCGCAUCUGCAUGGACGCGCUGAUCGACUGCGUGCUGCUGGAGUGCGGUCACAUGGUCACCUGCACCAAGUGUGGCAAGCGCAUGAACGAGUGCCCCAUCUGCAGGCAGUACGUGGUGCGCGCCGUGCACGUCUUCAAGUCCUAA